AUGAACACAAAACGUGGAAGUCGUCUUGCCAAGUCACCCAUUAACCGAGCGUUGUUUCUGGCUCAGGGUGUCUGCACAGUCACGUUCUCAAGAGUCUCCGUCUCGGAUCCAGCUGCAGCUCGUGCCGCUAUUUCUUCGUGUAGCCGCCGAUUCUCAGCCAUCUGCUGUUGCUGGAUUUCUGCCGACGCCACCAUUUGUUCGCGGAACAUUCGCAGCGUUUCAAUCACAGAAACCGAUCGAUUGGGAACUAAUGACACGGCUGUUUUGGAGGAUUUCUUGGCUAUUGAGUUCAGUUUUGAGAGAUUUCAAUGGUUCAAAAUGGAAAUAUCCGAAUUAUCAGAAAACGGUGUCAAAGUCUUCAUAGCCUCAGAAAUCUUCUCUAUCGCUCAGAUCUGUGCAGGACCGAUUAUCUUUCCGAUGGUAGACCAAUCCGGAUAUCGUGUAUCUGAAGUGGAAAUCUGGAGUCAACUACGUGACCGUACCCAACCGAUUGUGAUGCAACUGGAAGCGGAGAACUUGUCGACGAAGCUGGUUUCUUCGAAUUCUAAUGUCGCCUUAGCUCUCCUCAACCUACUCGGAGAAGAUGACGAUGACUUUGAGUGUAACUGGCUUAUCGACAGAAAUAUGUCAACUGGAAUCGAGAUUGUCGACACGUGUCAUGACUCGUGUCCACCUUUGAAAUUAGAGGAACCGGAUGAUGAGAAAGGAACGAUGUACUGGUGCCAGUUUUGUUGCAGACCUCGCACUGCUGUGCUGAGUGAAGUGAAAAACCAUAACCUCGUGUUUCAAAAUAAAGAUGAAGCACCGUAUCAGCAUAUUAUACAAUGGCGAAGUAAAAUUAGUUGGUUCAUUACCAAAGUUACGCAAGGAAAUUUCUCGACGUAA
Messenger RNA from Caenorhabditis remanei, 885 nucleotides. RefSeq lists its product as uncharacterized. The record is from RefSeq and is a predicted model, not a curated record. The coding region runs from base 1 to 885 and encodes 294 amino acids. The transcript is spliced from 5 exons. NCBI's taxonomy places the organism in Eukaryota, Metazoa, Nematoda, Chromadorea, Rhabditida, Rhabditidae. Gene Ontology annotation, molecular function: chloride channel activity.